AUGGCAGACAACAGUCGCAUUGAUAUCAUAUUUGUUGGCGCUGGCGCUGUUGGUUGUUUCUAUGCUUCACGGCUCCAUCAUCCAUCUCAAAACAUACAUGUCUCUCUCGUGGCACGCUCCAACUACGCUGCUAUUCAAAAGGAUGGUGUCAAGCUUCAGACCAGAAGCUUUGGGGAUUACAUCUUCAACCCAGACGCAGCUUUCCCUUCUGUCGAUGUCGCUGCAGCGGCCAACUCAUCAGAUGCAAAACGAGACUGGCACUAUAUAUUUGUGACCACAAAGGCUCUUCCAGAUAUCAGUGACGACUCAUCCAUCAUUGAGCCCCUGGUUGGCCCAAAGUCUUGCAUCGUUCUCAUCCAGAACGGCGUCGGUGUAGAGGAGCCUUUCCGCAAGCGCUUCCCUAAUAACCCCAUUAUCAGUGCUGUCACGGUCGUGAGCGCGGAGCAAACCUCUCCUGGCACUAUACGUCAGAACCGCUGGACGCGUAUCAGCAUUGGGCCAUACACUGACGGUCUGGCCUCGAAGGAGUCGGAGCUGGGGCGCCGCGGGACGGAGUCAAUCGAGGCAUUGCACCGCUGGUGGACAGACCUGGGCGGUAUCAAAGACGUUGAUCCACAUGACGAAGUCGGUCUCCAGACUGUGCGAUGGCACAAGUUGUGCAUCAACGCAGCCAUGAACCCUUCCGCUGUGCUCUCAGGCGGUCGUGGCAACGCAGACAUGGUAUCAGACGACGAACUACAGCGACACCUACUAGGCAUAAUGCACGAGAUCCGCGAUGCUGUGCCCAAAAUCCUAGGCAGGCCCUUCCCGGAUAGUAUGGCCAAGCCCAAAAAGAUCAUCGAGAGUACGGGGCGCAACAAGGGCGCCAGGCCGAGUAUGUUGCUGGACUGGGAGGCAGGUAAGCCUCUGGAGUUGGAGGUGAUAUUGGGCAACCCGGUGAGGAUUGCGAGGGAGAGGGGCGUCGACAUGCCCAGGUUGCAGAGUCUGUAUGCGCUUUUGAGGUCGGCGCAGGCCAUGAGGAAGAGGGAGGCUAAAGGGAAGCUAUGA
Molecule: messenger RNA, 1047 nt
Organism: Fusarium sp. VM40
Lineage: Eukaryota; Fungi; Ascomycota; Sordariomycetes; Hypocreales; Nectriaceae
Source: the annotation of a GenBank genome assembly